This is a messenger RNA of Pseudomyrmex gracilis, 1728 nucleotides long. RefSeq names its product protein fuzzy homolog (gene fy). The record is from RefSeq and is a predicted model, not a curated record. Gene Ontology annotation, biological process: non-motile cilium assembly; vesicle-mediated transport. The coding region runs from base 385 to 1626 and encodes 413 amino acids. Lineage: Eukaryota; Metazoa; Arthropoda; Insecta; Hymenoptera; Formicidae. The transcript is spliced from 5 exons.
UCGGGGGGGGGGGGGUAAAAAAGUUCUUCCCACUGAGAGUCCCCGUAACCAUUGACCGAAAAGCUCUCUUUCUUCCGUCCGCGCUUGUGUGGAAUUGAAUAUUUUCAAAUUGAAAAAAAAAAAACAAAACAAAAUAUGACAGCUGUCAAACUGUCGGAAACACAAGUUAAGUGCGCGCUCGUGUGCGCUCGCAUGAAAAUCCGUUUGAUGCCAAGUAUGUAAUUCCUUCUUACUUGAUUAUAUAUUUUAAUUAGCACCUGAAUAGGUAAUAGAGAUCAUCUUGUGAGAAAGUUCUCACGACCUCGGAGUGUGUUCAAAGGCGCUCUCGACGAUAUUCAAUUUGUCAGCUGGAAUAUCUGACCUGAGAGUUUGAACAGCGACAGAAUGUCAGUGCACGUAAUGUGCUUGACUUCUUCCGGAGGGAUUCCUUUGUUUUCCCGCCAGAAAGGUGACAGCGACGCGAUGACAUUUUCGAAGAUCGCGUCUCUCAACGGAGUUCACAUGUUUCUCAAGUCGCACGACAUCACUCUUCUGAACACCGAUCUGCCGGACACAACUGUAGCGUGGAAGGAAUUCGAGCAGAGCAUCAUACUGAUAGCGAUCGCGAGCGGAGUGACCAAGCACGUGCUGGACAAGUUUCUGGACACCACCUUCGGCGCGAUGGUUCUCUUCACCGGCAUCGACGAGAUCAAGAACUCGAAGAAUGUGGAAAGGCUAAAAAAAGACAUGCGUUUCUGCAAUUCCAUUAUAGACAGACUGAUGGAUUGCCUGGACAUAGGGGACAAAGUCUCCACUAAGACCGACAUGAUCAACAUGACCGAAUGCGUAAUGUCUUCUGAGAACCACUUGCUUCAGACUUGCUUAGAGGGAUUCAUGGAAUGUCUGGACUCGAUGUACGGUUGCGUUCUGGUGCACGGUUGCGUGGCGGCUGCUACGGACGGCUGGUGGUCGUUGGAUUCUGUGGAGAGAAAGUUGCUAACGAUAGCAAUCACUUCGGAGAGCGUUUGCACCAUACGGGACAUUCCGGUGUUCUUACCCUGUAAGAGUCCAAAUGUAGCUUUCAGACUGGUAUCUGUGACUCUGAUCAAUCAUGUAGAAGUGCUGGCUUUGUGCGGACCGAGUCCGGAGUUGAUGGAAAUCGAGAGGCUCGCUGUGCAAUGUUGGAAGGGCAACACAGACGUGUUGUGCGCCAUUGCUGAACAAUGUUACGCGCGAAACUUGCCUUCUUCAGUUUCUUUGGAUAGCGAGACACUCGGAUUUCUGUUGGCAAAUUACAAGGUGGACAAGUUCGUGCUCGGGAGAAAUCCGCAAUGCGCGAAAAAUCGCGUUACGGUGUCGCACAGAUUGGACAUACUGCGAACGUUUUAUCACCAAGCGGUCGAGACGUUCGCGUUGUCGAUGGAUCACAACGAGGAGAUCAACGACGAGAAGAAUCCGAGCGUCUGGAAAUUCACCGGAGCUAAGGAAACGUAUCUGUGCUCCGAGUAUCACAAAUGUCACGCGGUGAAACACGGUGACAAUAUACUGUGCGUAUUGUACACGUCUGUUGUACCAACUCACACCAUGAGACUGAUCAGUCAAAAAAUAUUGAAAAUGAUGUUCAGCGAUAAGCAGAUAUGUUGGUAGGCUCCUUCCAUUUUACACGAAGUACAUGAAAUAAAAAAUGUUUUUUACAUUGUUUAACUUAGGGUCUACGUAAUUCAAUUGUCUUUUUCUUUACUUUCUAUG